Messenger RNA from Sipha flava (yellow sugarcane aphid), 2030 nucleotides. RefSeq lists its product as uncharacterized. The coding region runs from base 499 to 1644 and encodes 381 amino acids. The record is from RefSeq and is a predicted model, not a curated record. The transcript has 5 exons. NCBI's taxonomy places the organism in Eukaryota, Metazoa, Arthropoda, Insecta, Hemiptera, Aphididae.
UUAUAAUUAUAACGCUUAACAAGUUUCGGGGACGCAAUUUUUUUUUAAGCAAACCGAGUCCCCCUUCUUAAAUUUGGCAAAUCAAGCACUGUUUCUAUGUCCAAAAGCCAAGCGUAAAUUAGCUUUUAAAUGGAUACGUGAUUUUAUAGCUAAAACAAUAUACACCAGGAUGUUUCUAAUCAAAAAUAAUAAUUUAACACUGUAUGUUAGGGAACACUGGAUUUCUUAUCAGUAUAACCCCUACUCUUUAAUUUUGUUCAUUCACAUUUGUUGCUAUUGCAUUUGCAAUUUUUUAUUUAAAAAAAAUUCGAUUUAACAUUUACCACUUGCUAAUUUUAUUAGCCUAGCCGUACAUUGUUUUACUUGUCUUCUAGAUUUCAAAUUUUGAUAUAAUUAAUUCGCUUGCCUACACAUCAAGUGCCAUGUGGAGACAAUUUUUCGUCUGUUAAUAAAAAUUAUUAUUGAGUUUUAUUCGUAUUUAUAUGACAUCUUUACACAAUGUCCGAGGAAGAAGACAAAUAUACAAUAAACGACGUUGAUAAUGUUGACACUAAUCGAUCGAUCAAUGAAGGUGAUGGUGAUGGUCAAUCAGAUAGUUUGUUAGUCAACGGUAAUGAGAACACUCCUCCAUGUCAGUUGGAUAUCGGACUAGGUACUCACACGGAUAGUAUACGUGAUGACAACAACUCAAAUGUCAGCGAUUCUGGAGAAGCUACUGCUUGCAGUAUAAAGCGUGAAGAUAAUCUUUUAUCAUUUAGACACUUUUUAUGCAACAAUAGUCCCAAUCAAACAUCAAAACCUAAAGUUGAAGUAGUGCCUAGUGUAUCACAGCCUGUAAGGCCAGUCACUGAAACAUCUACUUUACCAGAUUUUGUCCAAGAUCAUCUGACCACAGAUCAACCUUAUGAUAAUAAUGAUCUUGAUUCUCGGACAAAUAGUAUUGAUUUAACGCGUGGAAUAAAUCGACCAUCCAUGUUUGGCCAACGUAGUAACCGUACACCUCAACAAUGUGUGGUUAUGCCAUUAGAUCUUCCAUUCACCAAUUCAACAACACAACCUCGUGCAACUACUCCAACAACUACCAACAGUUUACCAGACUUUUUGUCUGAUGGCCCAAUUGGUGUACCGGUUGUUCACCCAGUCACCAGGAAUGAACAACUUACAGAUCGAAACCGUAUCAGCAUUACUAUCAAUCCACAACGUGGUGCUAGACCUACAAAUCAGAAUUUUACUAGGUUUCAAAGGCACAGUCAAGUAGUUGAAGCUCGAGUGGCUCGAUUAGAAGCAACAGAGCAAGAUUUAAGAACAACUGUAUUGAAUUUAAAUAAUAUGUUGCAACAAGCACUAAUAAGAGCUCAAAGAGCUGAGGACGAAGUGAGAACUUUGAGAACUUUGUUGAGGGCUAGAGAACAAUCCUUUAAUCCUGAUAAUUUAUCCAUGAUUCCAUCAACAAUUUCAACCGCUGAACAAAUACGUCAUGGUACACGAAAUGCAGAGCUUCUGCUUAAUUUGAUGAGGGAUAAUUUUCAAGACUUGAAUAACGUAGCAGCUCGUCUUGAGCAACAGGAAACUAUUCAGACUUCUAAUCACCAAUUAUCAAUUGAUCCAAGUGAUACAACUACAACUGAUGAUAAUAUUACAUAACAUUCCUGUUAUUCAAUUAUAUUAGUUCUACACGUAUGAUAAGGAUUCAUUAUGUUUUAUAAGUAUUUGUUUACAUUUUGUGCAGAUUUAUUGCCAAGACUGGACCUCAAUUGUUUUGUUUUCUAUGUAAUAAUUAUUAUUAGUAUUAUAUAUAUUGCCAUCCAAUGCUUAAGAUUGUAUUUUCAAAGUAGAACUCAAGUAUAAAGCAAUAGUUUUUUUUGUAAAUUGUAUAUUAGAACAGAUUAUUUUUAAUGUAAAAUCUAAAAUGUAAUAUCAACAUCUUUUUCUAUAAAAUAAUAUUGCAUCAGACUGUACGUUUCAACGAAACUAUAGACUAUUAAGGGACACAAGUAUAUUGAUUCAAAAAUAAAAUCUACUAACCAUAU